Molecule: messenger RNA, 1152 nt
Organism: Aspergillus tanneri
Lineage: Eukaryota; Fungi; Ascomycota; Eurotiomycetes; Eurotiales; Aspergillaceae
Product: putative endo-1,3(4)-beta-glucanase
Exons: 1
Coding region: 1-1152 (383 amino acids)
Source: RefSeq, a predicted model, not a curated record
AUGGUCCUCGACGAUUCAUCUCCCCAAGCGGAGCAAUUUUCAUCCACUAUAGAAAAUCCCGAGUUCCCAUUACCCAAGCAUCUCCUCCCGCUGCGAGUUCGACCGGAAACAAUUGUUCGACCCGACAUCGUCACAAUGGCCUUCUAUCCGGGCUCAUACGCCUGGAGACAUACUUUACGGAGCAGUAUCGUUGUGCGUCUCAACCAGGCGCGGGUUGGUCUGCAACGUCUACCCUCCCAAGAAGAAGCAGACGCGAUGAUCACACAUUGCAGUCGUAAGAUAUACGUCGACCGCACGGGGGCGCCUCUGGGUGUCAUUGGAUUUCUCCUAUGGGAAAUCAGGAAACUCAACAAGUUGGAUAAAGCAGAUGCGACUCCUAGGAAGGACCAUACGACAUUUAGCCCGCAGAGGGCCAGGCCGAGUCUGAUGCGGCUAUUUAGACCGAGUAAUAUCGGGAGCUUGUUCUUGUGGUCGUUCUCCGGCAUGUUUUUUACUUCAAUAUAUGCCUCGACUCAGGAGCAGGUGAAUUCCUUAAAGGAUCUGAGAUUAGCUGCGUACAGAGAAGAAUUGGCCAGUCAGGAUCAGAAUGAAUUGCACCGGAGGCAGUUAGAGGCGUUGCGUCAGAGUAUGCAGGGGCUUCCUAACUCAUCACAGACGAAGACACCGUCUCAAGAGCAGGAGCAGCAAGACCAGCGGUCGGAGGCGGCGUGGUGGGACAAAACGACUCAACAGCGGAGCGGAGCCUCGGAACCUAAGAAGAAUCAACACGAUUCCUUGUAUUCGCAAGGGACACUAUCUCAAUUGAUUGCGGAUCAGACACAGGGCCGGAGUUUCUUUGAUGAUUAUGAUGAUGCCAGCCCCACAGCGCCGGCGUUUAAGGCAGCGGAGCGUGCGCAGCAGAAAUACCCUGAAGGAAAUUCCUGGGAGCGUAUCAGACAGCAGGCUAUUUCGGGCUCGUCUCAGCAAGACCAGCGGGAUGAGACACAACAGGGACAAGGGGGCUGGAACUCGUGGGGAAGUUCUAGUUUUUCAAGCGGGGGCUAUGAUAGGCAUCAAGAACGGCAGCAGUCUCAGGCGGAGUUUGAUCGGCUACUAGAAUCUGAGAGGAAUAUUGGUAGUGACUCCUGGGAUACGAAGGGCUGGGAAAAAUAG